UCAUUGUCAGAAACUGGAAUGUUUUGUGAUUUGUGUCUCAUGUAUGUUCGCGCGCCGGCAUAAAAAUGUAAAUGUGUUCAGAAAAGUAAUUUAACUACAGUUUUGUAUUUUGUUUUCAAGUUAUUACAAUGAGUGCUUCAUUCGAGGAUACAGUGUUUGAUUUUGAUUUAAAUUUUCUAAAUCAACCUACAACAUCAAACACGGGACAAGAUACUCAGACAAGAUUAGAGAAGCUUAGAAGAUCUAUUGUUUACUUAAAAAAGAAAGUUGUUUUUGCUGAUGCUGCUGUGUGUAGAUAUAAGACUGCAAGGCAUUAUGCAAGAGUAUUGGAAAAUAAUCAGCUGUACUCCAAUGAGGGGUGUAAACAACAUCUUAUUGAAAUAAGAAGCUUCAUUGAUAAAGUGGGCAAAUUAGAAACUGAAAAUCGGCAGUUAGAAGAAAGAGUCAAAGAAAAGAAUAAAGAAAUUGGUGACUUACAAAACAAGUAUGAAGCUCUAGAAAAAGCUGGAAAUCAAAUCCAGUUGCUGCUUAAAGAGAAAAGUAAACAACCCGAUCCACCCAAGGCGAUUGCUAACGUUGAUAAAGACAAGAAAAAAGAUAAUUGUAAAUCUUGCAAUAAAACUCAAAUGAAAUAUGAUUUACUAGAUAAAGAAGUUGAGGCUCUCCGCAAAGACAAUAAUAAACUUUCAUGGUUAGAAAGGGAUAAUGAGAAGCUUCGCAAGGAGAAUGCCAGAAUACCAAGCUUGGCACAAGAAAUUUUGAAACUUCAGAAAGAAGUUUCUGACCUUGUAACACCAGAGUCCAUAAAUGAUGGUAUCAAAAAAGCUACUGCCAAAAUACAAUAUUUGCAAAAAGAAAUUGAUGAUCUACAGAAGGAAAAUAGUAAAAUAGGAAAGUUGGAAAAAGAAAUUGAAGUACUUCGCUUAGAGAAUGCUAAAGCUAAAAACUUUGAGAAAGAAAUAGCAAAACUUCACAGAGAAACUGCAAAGAUUACAAAACUGAAGCUGGAAAAUGAUAUUCUACGCAAAGAAUCUACCAAAGUUACCAACUUGGAGAAAGAAGUUUCAGUGCUUAGUGUCAAGAAUGCCAAACUUACGAAUGCGGAGAGACUUCAUAAGAAUCUAUGUGAUGAGCUUGUUAAAAUCCCUAAUAAGGGAAAAGAGUUGGAAAAUCUUCUCUCGCGAUUUAACUUGAAAAUCACAUCCACCGAUAUGUCACUGCCAGAAGAAAAACGUGAUUCUGUUCACAAUGAUCCCAGUGAAGUGGAUGAAAUAGAAUCCGAGGAUACAGUUGUACCGUCUGCACCAGUCUGUACUGUUGCCGACAAACAACCUCACCUUAUUAAAACUUCACCUGAACCACGCAAGUCCUUUGAUGAUGAUACUACUGAAGUAGUGAAUGUAGACACUGGUUGCAGAUCUUCCCUUAACAGCUUCAAUAUUGAAACACCAUCAAAAUCUCUAGUUCAGAUUACAGAUAGCAUUGUCAAUAGUACGGUGCCCGUUAUUGUGUACAAUGACAAUCAAAGUAUCUACCGAAACAGGAACACAAAACUUCAUACUCAGAAUGUGUCUAUUGUUUCAAAAUGUGUUCCAAAAGACAUAACCAGUCCAAAUCAUUCGGAAGACCAUACUACAUCAAAAUCUGAAGUUAAAGAAAGUAUUUUAAGUGCUACAGUUCCCACUAUUGUAUACAACCAGAAUCUAGAUGUUUCCUGCAAGGAAGAUAACUUUGAAAGUCAAGGAUAUUGUGAUGAGAUUGACAGAAUAGACAAUGAUAAUCAGUUCGUAGACAAUACUCAAGUUCCCACUAUAGUGUAUAACGAAAAUAAUAUUUGCUAUGAUGAAAGUGUAAUUGAAAGCCAAGAAUAUACUCAGAAAGUAUCCGCUGUUAAAAAAUGUGUACCAAACAAUAACACACCUAUUGCUAAUACAUCAGACAGUAAGAUUGCAAUGUCAAAAGUUCACUUUAAAGAAAGUGUAAUAACUGCGGCAGUUCCUACUAUUGUAUACAAUCAGAAUGUAGACUAUUCAUCCAAUGACAAUGCCAUCGAAGUUCAAGGACAUCAUGAUCAGGUUGCAUGUAGAAGUACACAGAUUACACGGGAGAGAGAAAGUCUUGAACUGAACAAUAGCAAAGUACGUGACAGCCACAUUGAACUGGAGUUAGAAAAAAUAUUCAGUAACAUGAAAAUGUCCUUUAAUGCUGUGACUCCUAUCCCGAAAACACCAACAAGAAUAACUGAAGAAAAGAUUAUUACUGACCCCACAGAAAAGUUACUUAAAUGCAUGAUGUUGAGUGAUAAGAGUGAGAAACUUCUGCUAAAACUAAAAGAAUAUAUGCAUUCCUAUACUAAAGACUUGCUUUGUCAAUCGAAUCCUCGAUUUGCAGUCCAAUCUCAAAUGAUUGGAUCGGAAAGAAGGAAUGUGAAGUGUAACAUAGAUAAAUUAAUUCAAUGUUUUGAAACAAUCUUACGAUCCCGGCAGAUCUUAAGUGAAGAUUCCAUGGAUACACAACCAAACUUACAAAUAUCGGAGCUACCACUAUAUAAUGAAGAAAAUAAUUUAGAGUCAAUAACGAAUGAAGAAUUGCCAGAAACAGAUGCAUAUAGGAUUCCUGCAGGUACGGAGAAUAUGCAUGCUGUUACAGAUUUAAUUGAUGAUACAGACUUAUGUGAUAAUACGUCUUUAUUUGAUGAAUCAGACAUUAUGCAAGAAGAUACAAAUAUUUUACCAAACCAUCAAGAAGAUGUAUCUGUACCGUCGAUCGAAAACGUUAUAGAAUCACCUGCAACACCGUUACCAGAAAAGGAUAUAAUAAUUUUGUCAAAACCUGUUACUGUUGAUAGAAAACAAGAAAAAUCGCGUAAACCUACAACUGAUAGAUCUUCUGUCAAAAAUAAAAUGUAUAAAGCUACUGAUAGUGUAAGACGUUCAAAUAUUUCUACACAAAAGAAGAAACCAAGCACAAGAGGCGUCAAAAAAGUACCAUGUAAGAAAAAUACACAAUUAGAUAAACUGAAGAAACGUCUUGAACCAAAGUAUAAAAUUAGGAGAGAGUCUCCACUGUUACGAAAAUCGAAUCUAAAGCCAAAAUCCAUACCUCCCACCAAAAAGACGGUAUCACCAAAUGAUACCUCUGCAUCGCUCAAUAAUAAAGAUGUGUAUGAGAAAGCAGUGAAAGUAAUGGCUGAAAUAAAUUCGAAAAAGUCUAAAAUGUUAAAAUCGCCGCCCGUACGAAGAAAAUCUAUAUUAUCUCCAACACAUAAAAUGUCUAUGGAAUAUGAGUUUGACAUGAUACCUAAUUCACCACCCAGAAUGACUCGCGCUAUGUCUUUAAAGCUUAGUGGUUUGGAAAUUGAUACUGAUAUCAGUUAUGAUAAAGUACCAAUGGCGUCGCCUAAAAAUACACACACUUUACUAUCUCCAAAGCACAGGAAUUCUCUAGACAAAGAGACUGAGCAAAAUGUCAACGAAAUUACACCUGCAACAUGUAAGGAUACUGUGCCUAUUGUAAUUGAUAGUGGCGACAAUGUAUCAAAUUCAACACCUAAAAAAACAAGAUGUCCUUUACCCUCGGAACUCAAUGAUUCUACGCAAAUUGAAAUUGUUGACAGGGAGGAUAUAAUACCAACUUCACCAGUUGAAGACCCGAAAACUCCGUUUGCUUACAAUAUCGAAACUAGUAGUGGUGGCAAAGUACUAAAUUCGCCACCUCAGGCGCCUAAAGCAUCCACAAUGCUUGAGAGCACUAUGGAAAUUGAAGUUGAUAGUUGUUGCGGGGGUAUUAUAUCAAAUUUACUACCCAAUGAACCGACAAUUCCUGGGAGCACUAUGCAUGUCAACACGAACAAUGACGAUAAAAUGCCAAAUCCAUCAGCCAAUGAAAAACGCGACAUAACUUUACAAAACGGAAUUGAUAGUAACGUGGAUAUUGAAGAUACAUCAGUUGAAGAACCGACUACUACAAGACGUAAGAGCGCUUCGCAGACUGACAAUAAUGGUGAGACAGGACCAAAUCCACCACCCACAACUUUACUGACCGUGAGGCGUAAGAGUGCUUUACAAACUGAACUGAACGCUAGUGAUAAAGAACAUAAUUCAGUAUCUAGUAAAGCUAAUACUCCAGUGCCCGCAAGACGAAAGAGUGUUGUACAGUUUGAAAUAACUAGCAAUGGUGGUGAUAAAGUAUCAAACUCACUAAAUAAAGAACCUAAAACUUCAUUGUCCAUGCGACGCAAGAGUUGUUUACAAAUUGAAAUUAAUAAAGGUAGUGAUAAGGUACAAAGUUCACCACCCAAGGAACCCACAACUCCAUUGUCCCCAAGGUUGAGGAGUUCUGUGUGUCCUGAUAUCCAUAAUGAGGCAAAUAAAGUAUUAUAUUCUCCAUCGAAACUAACUAAAACACCAUUGUCUCCAAGGUUGAGGAGUUUUACGCAAAACGAAUGGAACAAUAGUAACUCACCACCUAAACAAAUAAAAGUUCUAUUGUCUCCAAGAAGUAGAAAUAGUAUGUCAGAUGAAAUAGAUCGAUUGCCACAAAAGAUCUUGAUCACACCAAGAACUAAGAGAAAGAUAUCAGAAUUAUUUGAUAACUGUGCAGUAGUUUUAACAAAAGAUGAGACAAUACUGGAUUCUGUAGCAAAUAAAAGUGUAGUUGUCGAAAAGACGCAAGAAGAAACCGAGCCGCAUAAUGUAAGGGCAGCAAGAAGAAAACGCAGGUCUUCUUCUGAUGAGCCUCUCGUGCCUCCAAAGAGAAUAUUGCGUAGCUCUAAUCAAAAGGGAGAAAACGAUAACAAGUCAGGAGAAAACACAAAUGCCAUAAAAAGUCCUUCCAAACUAUUACAAAGUCCAAAACCUACUAAAGUAGUUACGUAUGACGACUUGGAUAUGUGGUCUGAUGAUGACCAUCACGAAUUAACUACUCUUCAACAUCAACAGGAAUUAGUUCAUGACAAGGAAUCAGUUCCUAUAAAUGAGGUAGACACGGAGAUUUGUCAUCCAAAAGAGAGUAUUUUGUGUUGUAUGAUCGAAAAGUAUGGAGUCGAAUCUGUGAAACCAUUUGCAAAGAAACCUUCAGAUUACACUGUUAAGCAACUAUGCGAAAAGAUUGAAAAAGAAAUUUCAGCCAUAUCAGAAUUACCAAUGAAUGAAACGAAAAAUGCUAUGAAUAAGUUUGUUGCUGAUUUACGAAAAGUAAACCACAAACUCUUUAUAAGCGGCAUGAUGAAAUAUUUAACAAAACCAGAACGGAAACAGGAAUUAUUUGGAAAAGUAUCUUUAACUGCUGCUCCGGCUAUGACCAAGGCUGAACAAAUCCUACUCUAUAUCGUAGCACAACUAAAGACUCACUGGCCCAUAGAUAUUGUCGACGCAAUAUUGUCCAACAUUGAGUACACAUUAUUUAGAUUGAACAGAACACCAGAAUUUGAUGUGAUUGAAAGUAUGUCGCACUUCUAUGCUCUCCUGUGUAGAUACAUUGGAGCUAAAAGCCGAUUAAGACUGUUUAUCCUAGAUGCCAUGUAUUGUAUUCAAUAUAAAUCGGUACCUUUGAUAAAGCAGUGUAUUGAAAUAUGGAUGCAUAUAAUACCAUUAGCACAUAUGGGUAUUGCUAAGAACCCUCUGGUGACAUGUUUGGUAUAUCUUCUACAUUUCUACAAGUGUGAUGACAAAUUGAACCGAGUGCAAGACAUCAGAAACAUACUAAGUCGAAAAUAUUUCUAUCAAAUCACAGACUGGAACGAGACAAAAAUACUAGAAAUGUUUAAAAACUGUAUUAAAGAUUUGAAAGAUACAUCGAUUGACAAGAAAACGUUAAGAUUGGCUCUAAUUAUUCUUGCUAAGCGACACGGACCUCGGUGGUGUCAAAAUAAUAUCAUUAAGAAUUUACUUCAACCAAUGAUAGAAAAGGAAGGUGUAUCCGACAAUGUGAAGGAGUUUUGUGUGUCGAUGAUUGGGCCGCUGAUGAAACCAUAUCCAGUUGAUAUGAAAAUAUAUUGUGAGAUAGCUAUGAAUCAACUUACUGAUAUCCUUAACAAUAAUCCAUCGCCCAAAAUGGAAGAAGCUGCAAUCACCAGUAUGUUGUUCAUAAACAGACAUAACCAGGAUAGUAUUAACAAAAUACUUUUAUCGCGUAAAAUGAAACCAUUGUCCUCGGAGCUUGAAAGAACACUAUGCGAUUACGUAAAAACAAAGCCAUUGAAAGUGUGGAAGAAACAUCUUUCCAUAAUAGCUCGAGUAACUUAAAAUAUUUUAAGAUUUUAGUGUUGUAUUAUUUUUACUUAGUUGACCAUCUGCUAAGCAGAUAUACAUGCAAAUUACAGUUUAUUGUGUAAUUUUAAUUAGGUAUGCAUAAGUUUAACAGCUGUCUAUUUUGUGAAUGGAUGUAAUAUUUGGAUCUAAGUAGAAUAUAACAAUGAGUAUGUGUUUUACGAUUUUAGUCAAGAGAUUGUCUUUCUGAUUAAGACAAAAGAAUAGUCAUAAUUUAAGGAAUUUGGGUAUAACCGUAAAUAGCGAUUACUUAUUAGACCCAGAGCCCGCGAGGCCCAGAUAUUCGUAAUUUUAUAAAACCUGAUAUUUUUCUACCCAUAUCCUCAACAUAGAUAAGUACGAUCAGGGACUAUGAAAUAAGGGUGUUGGUUACUUCGACAGGUAACAGGUAAUUAAGAUAUGUAUAAUAGUACUUCGAAUUCGUUAAAGUAUAACGCUCAGUUUUUAGAUAUUUAAAGGAAUAACAUUAAAAGUGUCGUCGUCCCAUGCCAGUUAUUUAGUACGGUUGCUACCCUCAUAUUGUUGUACAAUAUUAGAUUACACGCUGUCAUAGAAUGCGUAAGAGAAAUAAAGUUUCACAGCUCCUCCCCUGUAGCCCAUAUGUUGACCCGACCUGUUAGUAAUAUUUAUACAAAUUUUGAAUUAAAUCCGUGUAGUACUUUUUUAGUUUAUCCCGGACACACUGUUUGUCUGUGAUGACAAAAAUUCUUAAAAAUACAUUUUUGGCUUCGAUAUUAAUUGUCACGCCCCGGGUAUUCUUUUAAAAAAUAUUCAA
Spodoptera litura is the source of this 7044-nucleotide messenger RNA. RefSeq lists its product as uncharacterized. Lineage: Eukaryota; Metazoa; Arthropoda; Insecta; Lepidoptera; Noctuidae. The record is from RefSeq and is a predicted model, not a curated record.